GAGAGGACGCAGUCAAGGGAAGAGGAGCCACGCAGCCGCCGCCUGAGCUCCGCCUCAGCCCCGCGGGCCCCACGGAGUGAGUGUCAUGCGACAUCCCCAGGCCUGCCCAGGGUCCUCUGGCCCACUGCCCAGACCCCCCAGGAGGCCCUGACGCCCUGGGGCACUUCUGCUCUGCACAGGACCACCAGGGGGUUUGCCAUGGUGACAUAAAGGGGCGCAGAGGAAGGAAGGAGCGCGACCAGCCUGCGGACUGCGCCCCUGGCUGGGGGGAAGGGCCAGGGGCCCGGAUCCUCCACCCCCACCGCCCACCGAGGGCCUCGCUUCCUAAGUCUCUGUGAAUUUCUGGGUCAUUGGACGACUCUCGUGUCUCCUGUGUGGGGCCUUGGGGUGGCCAGGGCAGGCCAGGCCUCCGGUGGCCGAGGUCUCGGGGGCCAGGAUGCCUGCCCUGGCGUGCCUCCGGAGGUUGUGUCGGCACGUGUCCCCGCAGGCUGUCCUUUUCCUGCUGUUCGUCUUCUGUCUGUUCAGCGUUUUCGUCUCGGCCUACUACCUAUAUGGCUGGAAGCGGGGCCUGGAGCCCUCGGCAGAUGCCCCUGAGCCCGACUGUGGGGACCCGCCUCCCGUGGCCCCCAGUCGCCUCCUGCCACUCAAGCCUGUGCAGGCAGCUGCCCCUUCCCGCACGGACCCGUUGGUGCUGGUGUUUGUGGAGAGCCUCUACUCGCAGCUGGGCCAGGAGGUGGUGGCCAUCCUGGAGUCCAGCCGCUUCAAGUACCGAACAGAGAUUGCGCCGGGCAAGGGGGACAUGCCCACGCUCACAGACAAGGGCCGUGGCCGCUUCGCCCUCAUCAUCUAUGAGAACAUCCUCAAGUACGUCAACCUGGACGCCUGGAACCGGGAGCUGCUGGACAAGUACUGUGUGGCCUACGGCGUGGGCAUCAUUGGCUUCUUUAAGGCCAAUGAGAACAGCCUGCUGAGCGCGCAGCUCAAGGGCUUCCCCUUGUUCCUGCAUUCGAACCUGGGCCUGAAGGACUGCAGCAUUAACCCCAAGUCCCCGUUGCUGUAUGUGACGCGGCCCAGCGAGGUGGAGAAGGGCGUGCUGCCUGGCGAGGACUGGACCGUGUUCCAGUCGAACCACUCGACCUAUGAGCCAGUGCUGCUGGCCAAGACACGCUCGUCCGAGUCCAUCCCGCACCUGGGCGCCGACGCCGGCCUGCACGCCGCGCUGCAUGCCACCGUGGUCCAGGACCUGGGCCUCCAUGACGGCAUCCAGCGCGUGCUGUUUGGCAACAACCUCAACUUCUGGCUGCACAAGCUCGUCUUUGUGGAUGCUGUGGCCUUCCUCACGGGGAAGCGCCUCUCGUUGCCUUUGGACCGCUACAUCCUGGUGGACAUCGACGACAUCUUUGUGGGCAAGGAAGGCACACGCAUGAAGGUGGAGGAUGUGAAGGCCCUGUUUGACACACAGAACGAGCUACGCACACACAUCCCGAACUUCACCUUCAACCUGGGCUACUCAGGGAAAUUCUUCCACACAGGUACUGAUGCCGAGGAUGCCGGGGACGACCUGCUGCUGUCAUACGUGAAGGAGUUCUGGUGGUUCCCCCACAUGUGGAGCCACAUGCAGCCCCACCUUUUCCACAACCAGUCCGUGCUGGCCGAGCAGAUGGCCCUGAACAAGAAGUUCGCUGUCGAGCACGGCAUUCCCACAGACAUGGGCUACGCGGUGGCGCCCCACCACUCGGGCGUGUACCCCGUGCACGUGCAGCUGUACGAGGCCUGGAAGCAGGUGUGGAGCAUCCGCGUGACCAGCACGGAGGAGUACCCCCACCUGAAGCCAGCCCGCUACCGCCGCGGCUUCAUCCACAAUGGCAUCAUGGUCCUCCCGAGGCAGACCUGCGGCCUCUUCACACACACCAUCUUCUACAACGAGUACCCUGGUGGCUCCAGCGAGCUGGACAAGAUCAUCAAUGGGGGCGAACUCUUCCUCACCGUGCUCCUCAAUCCUAUCAGCAUCUUCAUGACACACCUGUCCAACUACGGGAACGACCGCCUGGGCCUGUACACCUUCAAGCACCUGGUGCGCUUCCUGCACUCCUGGACCAACCUCCGGCUGCAGACGCUGCCCCCCGUGCAGCUGGCCCAGAAGUACUUCCAGAUCUUCUCUGAGGAGAAGGACCCGCUCUGGCAGGAUCCCUGUGAGGACAAACGCCACAAAGACAUCUGGUCCAAGGAGAAGACUUGUGACCGUUUCCCGAAGCUCCUCAUCAUUGGCCCCCAGAAAACAGGCACCACAGCUCUCUACCUGUUCCUGGGCAUGCACCCGGACCUAAGCAGCAACUACCCCAGCUCAGAGACCUUUGAGGAGAUCCAGUUUUUUAACGGCCACAACUAUCACAAAGGCAUCGACUGGUACAUGGAGUUCUUCCCUAUCCCUUCCAACACCACCUCCGACUUCUACUUUGAGAAAAGCGCCAACUACUUCGAUUCAGAAGUGGCGCCGCGGCGGGCAGCAGCCCUUUUGCCCAAGGCCAAGGUCCUGACCAUCCUCAUCAACCCAGCGGACCGGGCCUAUUCCUGGUACCAGCACCAGCGAGCCCAUGAUGACCCAGUGGCCCUGAAGUACACCUUCCAUGAGGUGAUCACGGCCAGCCCUGAUGCGUCCUCAAAGCUGCGCGCCCUCCAGAACCGCUGCUUGGUCCCCGGCUGGUACGCCACCCACAUCGAGCGCUGGCUCAGCGCCUUUCACGCCAACCAGAUUCUGGUCUUGGAUGGCAAACUGCUGCGAACAGAACCUGCCAAAGUGAUGGACACAGUGCAGAAGUUCCUUGGGGUGACCAACACCAUUGACUACCACAAAACUUUGGCGUUUGAUCCAAAGAAAGGAUUUUGGUGCCAACUGCUCGAAGGAGGAAAAACCAAGUGUCUGGGCAAAAGCAAGGGCCGGAAAUACCCAGAGAUGGACUCGGAUUCCCGAGCCUUCCUGAAGGACUAUUACCGGGACCAUAACAUCGAGCUUUCCAAGCUGCUGUACAAGAUGGGCCAGACACUGCCCACCUGGCUGCGGGAAGACCUCCAGAACACCAGGUAGCCGUGGCCACCACAGCCAGACUGAAUGUUUGUGAUGGCAGGGACGUCCCGCCGCAUGCUGAGCCAGACUGACCUGCGGAGUGGGGAGCAGGCCGGGGCCGGCCAAGCACUUAUGAGCAAUACUCCGCUGAGGCCCACGUGGGGCCAGGAGAAGAGCCCAGGCAGGUCCACAAGCGCCUCAGAACACCCACUGCCGGGUCUGUGGCCAACAGGACCUCCCAACCACCAGAGGUCCAUUCUGCUCACAGCCUUUCCUGGGGAGGCCACUUCCUGUUGGUGGAUGCCCAUUUCCUGUUGGUGGAUGGCCGCUUCCUGUUGGUGGACGGCCACUUCCUGGUAGGGGGAGUCCACAGACUCUCUUUUCUGUUCCUCACUGUGUUCUCCCAACCACCCCCUCUCCUUCAUCCAUCACUCCCUGCUCCGGCAGGGCAUCCCCUCAGUAUUAGCUGCCAUAUUUUCCCUGUCCUGACAAUAAGGGAGAAGAGCCCAGCUGGGCCUUUUGCCAAACCAGGGAGAGAGACUGGACACUUCCCUGACUUGUUUCCAGCCAGGCUCUUCAAAGGGGUCAGCUGGAUACCCAGGGUCAGCCACUAGGCUGGAUGUGAGGGUGGCCACCUCGAGAGAACUCUGAACCUCCACAUCUGGUUCAUACGUCACAUCUCACCUUCCCUUUUUGGGGAAAGUAUCUCUGGUUCCUACCGUAUCCACCCAGUCCCUAAGGCCUCCUGCAGGGCCCUAGGGCACUGCCAUGCCAUUUGGGCCCAGAGACCCAGGCCUCGGCUGGACCCCAUCUUCACCCUGGGGUAUGACGUGUGUGGUAUUUCCUGUGGUAAAAGACCGAGACAGUUCAGGAGUCUGCCAGUAUACGUGUUCCCCUGUACAGACGCGCCCCCACACCCACCCAGCCUCGGCUCCUGGCAGACGUGGGCAGAGCUGGUGAGACGCCAGCCACUGCUUUGCCCCAGCUUCCUGUGGCUGAGGGUUUCCAGAGACCCCCUUAACCUCCCAAAUACUAAGAAGCUACAGUAUUUUAAUAUUUUGUUUUUUUUUUUCUUGGUGCCAGAGUUUAUACCCUGGGUGCUGGGGUCGCACUGUGUUUUUUAUAUAUAUAUAUAAUGUGUAUAUAUAUAUAUAUAUAUAUUAUAU
Propithecus coquereli (Coquerel's sifaka) is the source of this 4230-nucleotide messenger RNA. RefSeq names its product N-deacetylase/N-sulfotransferase (heparan glucosaminyl) 1 (gene NDST1). The transcript has 15 exons. Gene Ontology annotation, molecular function: deacetylase activity; heparan sulfate N-sulfotransferase activity. Lineage: Eukaryota; Metazoa; Chordata; Mammalia; Primates; Indriidae. Bases 437 to 3085 code for a protein of 882 amino acids. The record is from RefSeq and is a predicted model, not a curated record. Gene Ontology annotation, cellular component: Golgi apparatus.